GGCAGCGCCCGGCCCCGGCCCUCCCCCGCCCGCCGUCCUCGAUGUCUCCCCGGCGGGGAGGGGGCUGCCUGGGAGACGCGCCGAGCCGCCCCCCCCGGACGCCCGUCGGCGGCCGCAGCAGCAGCGCCCGGCAGCCUUCCCCGGCGGCGGCGGCCUGGAGGAGCCGCGCAGCCGCCGCCGCCCCCGGAGCCUCGCAGCCGCCGCCGCCCCCCGGCGCCCGAGGAGAGGGCGGCGGGCGCCCCCCGGGGAGGAUGAAGGCGGAGGGGGGCGACCACUCCAUGAUCAACCUGUCGGUGCAGCAGGUCCUGAGCCUCUGGGCGCACGGGACGGUGCUCAGGAACCUCACGGAGAUGUGGUACUGGAUCUUUCUGUGGGCUCUCUUCUCCUCUCUGUUUGUCCAUGGUGCUGCGGGCGUGUUGAUGUUUGUCAUGCUGCAGAGGCAUAGGCAGGGGAGAGUAAUCUCGCUCAUUGCAGUCAGCAUCGGAUUUCUGGCUUCCGUAACUGGAGCAAUGAUUACUAGUGCAGCCGUCGCGGGCAUCUACAGAGUGGCCGGCAAGAACAUGGCCCCGCUGGAGGCGCUGGUGUGGGGCGUGGGGCAGACUGUAUUGACGUUGAUCAUCAGCUUUUCAAGGAUCCUCGCCACGCUCUGAGCCCCCGAGGGAAGGGCUUGCUUCGCCGGAGGAGGCCGAUGUACAGAUGCUCGGAAGGCGGCGUGGUCGGGUCGCGGGGCGGCGGGAGGCGAGGCCUCGCGCUGCGUGCGGAGACCGCCCCCUGCUGUCCGCUGCUGCACCACCGCCUGCACCUUACGUGCCUCGCCCCGGGCCGGCGCCGCCUGGGGACCCGGGGACGCGGGACCCGGGGGCCGGACCGGGUCGGAGCUGCGAGCUGCCCGCCCGCGGACGCGCUGCUGCGCACUGUCCUCCCGAGCAGCGCCGCGCUGGGUUACGGGACGCGCGGAGGAGGAGUUGAUACACGUGCCAAACUCUCUCUCUCUCUUUCGCCUUUUUGUUUUGUUUUGUUUUGCUUGUUUUUGUUUUUUGAAAAACAUUGAUCAUGUGGCAAUUUGCAAGUGUAGAUGUAGAUGAGUGCUGUGAACCAUAUUCCACACGAAUUCAGGUAACAGUGAGGUUUGGUUUUGUUUUGUGACACUAAAUCCCGUAUGAGUGCUGAAUACUGAAUCAUUUAAUAUGCGGUAAAUGCGCUUGGUUUUCAAUGUCGAACGUUUCUGGGAUUUAGGGCUUUAAUAUAUGUAAGCAUUUAUUGUUAUUUACUUUAAUUUAUGUGGAAAAAUAAUACUUAAUGGCAAACUAGCUAAACUCUUUUAAGGACUCAAAGUAGACCUGUAGGAUGCAUCCCUUCCGCUCACCUAAAUAACAUUUCUACUAGUUUCCCUCCUACCUAACUACUCUAUUGAUAUGAAUUCAAAAUCUCCUGUGGGUCACACACAUUGACUGUAGUUCGUGUGUCAUAAAAAUAUAAUUUGAGAAUUUUCUUAUAAACUUUGUAAGAAAAAAAAGUCUGAAAUGCAUGUUGCAUUCUUUGACCCUUCUAAAGAAAGUUCUUGCCAUGUUUCUCAUGGAGAAAACAUCUUUAUAACUAAUAUCUCGGUGGGAUCAUAUUAACUUGUUGCAUAUAUCUUGAUUUUUGACAAAACAUAAGCAGUCUUUCAUUCUGGAGUAUUACCUGUGUUUAAAGAGUGGCCUAAAUUAGGCUGUGAAAACAAAAAGCCUCAUUUGUAGAUAAGUAACAAGUACAUUAUAUAAGAAGAGUAAUAAACUAUCUUACGUUGGGCAUGUGGUAACAUAAUUUUGCUAAGUAAAAAUUGGGGAAUAUAGCAAAUAAUUUAAAAAUUUGGCAAUUUCAGCGGAUUAGUACAGUGCUGAUCAUAUAUUAGAGUGGUCUGUUGUUCAGUUCUCAAUUUGCACUGCUAAUUAAGUCUACUCGAAUUAGUGAUGACAUUUAUUAGAAUGAAAAAGUCCUUUGUACAAAACACUUGAAGAGGUUUUGACAAGAUGUAGUUCUCAAGAGUGCAAGGAGUAAGGGAAAACAGAACCUGGUUGAAUUUGUCUCCUACUGAGAUUGUUUUAAAUGCCAGGUACUCUUAGAAUAAAUGUGCUAACUCAAAAAGCCACUGCAGAAGAUAUGAAGUCAAGGGCAAUCCAAAAAAUAAUCUGCAUACUCUCUAGCCUCACUGUUUUAUAACCUGAUUUGGUUUAAAAAAAGAAAAAAGGUACAUUUCUAUUAGGUCGCAUUCAAAUUUAAGACCUUCAUUACUCACACCAUUUUUUUCUCCACCAAAAAUCAGAAUAUAUAUAAAUGAUUUAACAAUAGGGAGUUGGGGAAGAGGAUACUUUUACCAGCAUGGAAGCCAAUUUUGGGGGUGGCUUGGAAAUCUGUUUUUUUUAAAAAAAAAAAAACAAACAAUAAGCAGCUAUGCAUCCCUAGAGAUCUUUGAAGUAAAUCUUAAAAUUGACUAUUAUGUACAAGCCUAAAAUUAUUUUCAUGUGUUCUUUAUAUUCCCGAUGUUUUCCCAAAUUAAAUUUAGGCAUAAAUUUUCCAAGUCCAUUUGAUUUCUCCUUUUCUUUUAGACUUGAAUUGUGUUCUUCCUUUAUUUUGGCUGUUCUGUCGGUAAUUUCAAGUGUUCAUAUUCUUUGAGAGGAGUUACCAUUAAUGUGUUCACAUUGUUUCAGAUCUGCAGUAUGGAUAUUUAUUUUAAUGUAUGGUUGUUUCAUGAUUUAAGAAAGUUAUCAUGGUAAGGGAAUAUGAGCACAUGGUUUAGAAUCCAAAAUUAGCUGGAAAAUUACCUGGACACAUUAAAUCCAUCAAUGUGUGGACCAAAGAGAUUCUAACUCCUGUUUUUGCUCUAGAACGGAGAUAUAAUUGGAUGGUUAAUAGUCUACGGAGUGUCCUGCAGCUAUCUCCCCAUCAGGUUGCAUUAUGUUAUGAGUUUGUGUGUGUGUGUGUGUGUGUGUGUGUGUACUUUUAACUGUUGGGGGAAUUUUUGGUUUCUUUGCGUUUAGCUCUUUUCAUUGAGAUUUUGUGCAACUGUCACUCUCUUGAUGUUUUAAAAUGCAGUUGAAUAGUGUGAAUCAAUGAAAUUGUCUUAAAUAGCUAUUUCUAUGCCGGGAUUUUUUUUUUUUUUUUAAUCAGUGGUUUUCCUACAGAGUCAACAAAUGCUUAAUGAUAUAUAUCUACACACACAGAUAUAUCAUAAUAUAUCUAUAUGUAAAGCUGCUAUAUAUGAAUAUAAUCUAAUUGGAAAGCUUUUGUUCAGUGAACACUUUCAUGUUCUAGUAGAGAAUUUUAUAUAUAUUUGUUCAGUUGAAUGAUCUUUUAAAUAAGGAUGUUUGAGAUUUUUGAAUUUGGGGAAAUUUUUCUUGGUUUAUUAAUGCUGGAGACCCUUGUUUGUGAUAUGACAAAAGCCCUUGUUGACGUGUUUAGGUUACAACUUCUUAAAAUUUGUAUGUGAUUUAGCAGUAAACUUUCUUUGUGAUAAAUGCAGGAAAGAAGGGGGAAAUCCUCUGGAGUUUAUUCACUCCUUUAUGUAAAGAAAAUGUUUACUAAAAUAUGGCUAAUGGUGAAAUCAGUUCCCCAAAGAAGAGAUCUAUGCCAAAAUGCCCAAACUAAUUAUCAUUUAGCAUACUGGUUAGAACUGUCCAGAGAUCAGAAUCAAUCAGGGAGGCCCAUCAAAGCUACAAAUGAUGCAUAAAACUUUUAGAUGAAGGAGGUACAAGUGAUCUGCCCCAUGGAUGACUCCACUGGUUGCCUAAAAUAAGGGCAUUUUUAAAUGGUGGCUCCAUUCAGUGCCCACAGCUUAAUCAUUCUUACUUUAGAUGUUAAUGUGUACUGAACAGUCUUAUAGUUUGUUACCCGAUGUACUUUCUUAGUGUUUGCAAUGUACAUUUCCACUGCCUAAAAAAGCAUAAGGGUGUUGUCUGUACCUUAAGUGAGAAAUAAGGAAGUGAGCUGCACUAUAUAUCAUGCAUUUGUGAUAUAAGGAACAGGGUUAAGUUAAAAAUCAAAGAGUGUUGUUGAAAAGAACUUCAGAGAAGGUCUAAUUAAGACACAGGUGGCGUUGCCAUGUUACUCUGCCCACAGUGGCACAGGCCAACUAAUUCAAUUCUGUAAACAUUAUUUGAUGGAUCUACUGUUUUCAGGGUGCUGUACUGAGUAUUUUCUUUAGUAAGUUGUACAAGGAUGGCCGAGAUGGAUCCCUGCCCUUGAGUCCACCAAGAGCUAGGAAGGUGAUUAUAAAUCAUAAAAAGGUUGGGACACUUCAUUUCCUGGUUCUCUUUGAGAGUUUAAGUCCUUUCCCCCCUGCCCCCAAAUUUGGUUUUCCCAGUUUAUCCACCAAGUGGACUUCGUGUAAUUGGGAUAUCAGUAUGGUGACAUGGUGGACAGAAUGCUAGACUCUGCUAAGCCAGCAACAUCAACUCCAAUCCAGGGCCUGUCACUUGGUGACGUUUGGUGUAUGAAUGCAAAGCAGUAUGUAUUUGGCAGUAAAUGAUCAAUAGAAAGUCAUUGGAAUUUUUUAAAUUAACUUUUAACAUCAGUUGAAUAUGUCGUUUUGUAAAAUUCAUCCACUUUCUUCCAUUUCCACAUUUUCCCUGCACGUAUUUUAAGAAGGAGACUAAACACUGUCUUUUACAAUCUUGCUUCCUUCACCUCCUCUCCACCUCUUUAUUACGAAAAUCACCAGAUUCUCCAAGACCACCUCUGGGAGUGGGUGACGGUGGAAGUGGUGAGGGCAAGCCGACUGUUCACUGCUAGUUAAGCUAGAAAAAGAGUGAGGGUAGCCAGCACUGACUCCUCUGCCUUAUCCUGCUCACUUCCUUGGAUCGUUCAGCCGACAUGCAUUGAAUCUCCACGACAUUUAACCUAACUAUCCUUGUUUUAGGGAUGGGAAAGCGUGUUCUCUGUGUCCACUUCUCUUCCGCCACCCUGGGCUUCAGGCUUCAGGUGUCGCAUCAGUUCUGUAGGAAAUGGAGCUGGGCUUCAGUGCCUACCACGUCCUUCCCUCAUGGACCAAAGGUGCAUACACCAUACUUGUUUCUAACUUCAAGGAAACGCUGUUAUUUUUACUUUAUGUCCAUGUUAUAAUUCACGAAGUCACGAGAUGCUAAGAAUAUUUUCUGAAAUAUUCUGAAACUACUUCACUCUUGCUAUUAAUUUUUUUCCCCUCUCGGAAAGUCUUAAUCAGAAUCUCUUCAGAGUCCUUACUUGUUUGUAAAAUGUGAAGAACAUGGAACGUCACGAAGAAAUUCUGGUAGACAUAAAUUGCAGAGAAGUUGGCACCACUUGCUGGGUAGCUGUGUAAAUUGCUGUUUCUUUUAAUAAUCAGGGGUGAGACUCUCAGUGCUGAGGGCUAGUGAUCCAAUUAGUUGGCUCAUAAUUUCUCUUAACUCCUAGUCCUUUUUUAUAGCAUCUUGGAGGGAGAACUCUUCAGGUACAAAAGGACAUUUUUUGAUUAAAGAUGAUAAGGUUUUCUAACACACGGUAGCAUUUUGUGGCAGCGGGAAGUUUGAAGGAGGGUAGUAAGAAGGAGGGUAAGGCGGGCAAGCCUAGGAGAACGUGAGGAAGCGCCCUAGGUGAUGGGAAUACAGCCUCCUCCUUUCAUUAGGUUUGUAAAACUACACUGUGUGAGUAUUUCUGCUGCAUGUCGACUACAUGCCGUUUCUUUGUGAGACUUAACACAGUAUUUGCAAUCCAAUGGUGUGUGUGUGUGUGUGUGUGUGUGUGUGUAGUGUGAUAGGUUUGCUCUUCUCACGGAGGGAUCUCUGUUCAGUGUAGGCAGUACAGCAUUUUUGAGGAAGCUACUAAAGUAGUUAUCUAAAAAACAUAUGUGAAUUUGUUUUGGGAAGGUAGUGCUUAAUAUGUAAUGUAUUUUCAGUAGAUGUGGAGAUGUACCAGUUAAUACUUUAUUAAAUUGAUGGAAACACCCAAGUUUCUGAGUGAACAGAGCUAUGAACUGCAACUGUCUCCUCCUCCGUUGAGUAUAGAGGACUCAUCUUUAAACUCAUUGCACAUAUGUUGAACUUACAUAAUAACCCUUUGUCGAUUUUGAGCACUAAUUUUUCAGCUUCUUAAAAAUCUCCCUCUUCCUUCCAUUCUGUUGUCAUAUGGUAUAAUUUAAACAUAUGUACAGUUUUUUGAUAGACUCCGAAGUGCUGGUUUAGAAGAAAAUGUUCUUAACACCUUAUGGUUAUGCAGCUAUAAUCUUACUGAAAAAUAAAUGCUAUAGGAAAGUCAAGAGAGCAUGAACCUCUUACAUGCUUUUUUUGGAUUAUGUCCUGCACCCAUAUCCAUGCCCCUUCACUGGUACCAGGCCUGUCCCUUCUUGGGGAAUGUAUUUAGGUAUGUAACUGAAACUGGAAAGUGGUAUCAACACAAAUAUAUAGAAAGAGAAACUAUAAUUCAUAAUUACCAUAACUGUAACCCUUUUUCUCCUAACCACAUAUUGAUAAUUUCCAAGGAUCAUCUCUUGUUUUAGAUCCCUGUAAUAAAUGAAUGUUAACUUGACAGUACUACUGAUAAUGAGAAAUUUCUCUUGUUUGCACAUCAUCACUAAGUAUCUUGGUGGAAGGACCGUUUUAAAGUUUUCUCCAUAGAGAACAAAGUAGAAGCACUUGUUUGAAAAGUAAUUAAAAAUUAUUUCCUUUCAGUACUGGGUGAGUUAAUAGUCUGAUUGUCGACACUUUCUUGGUAUUUGUGGUAUCAGAUGCAAUACACACACACACACACACACACACAUACACACAGACAUACAGACAUGAGCUGUACACAUUUAGAUGAAUAAAUAAAAUUCCACAGUAUUUUGCAUCUUAGUCUUAUAAAUUGGUGAAAUUCAUAUGAUUGUACCAGGAAGUAUUAAUCCUUGACUUUAGUCAUCUUAGGAUGAGAGCAUCAACUUCAAGUUAAUCAACAAAAGUGUCUUGAUUUAAAUAGCAAAAAUAUAGUUUACCCAAUAGGUAUUAAAAAUUCACUUUCAAAUUGUGUUAACUCUCAGAUCACUGAUGAAUCAUUUAGUGAAACAGUAGUUUUUAAAAGCUAAAUGGUGCCUUAGUGCCUUGGAAGUUAAGAUACUUUUGCAAAGUGAAUUUGGCAGGAUUCAGGAUUGACACACUUGUCACUGGGAUUUAGAGUUUAGGGACGAUGUAAUUAACUCCUUAUGGUGAAUAAAAAUCAGCCAUUUUGCCAUUGACUCUGACAGAUGACAACGACUUUCAUCACCUUUUCAUGAUGUAGUAUUUGUCUAUAUACUUUUUCUUUUUACAAAUAAGUUUGAAAUGGAGAAAAAUGUAGUCAAGACAAUUAAGUGUGGGAUUUUAAAAUUUAGUUUUGUUGUAAACUAGAAAUUCUAGUGUGAACAGUGUUAGGUUUAUACCGUAGUACAAGGGCAGACAGUUGUAACCUUUAGGAAUAUGUUUACCAUCAGGGAUUUAUUUUUACUAUAGAAAUACUUAAUGUACUGUGAAGUUUAAAGACAGGAAGAAUAAAUGUUGGACGGGGUAACGCACAAAAACAUAGGCAUACGUGAUGAAGUACCCUACAUUAUGUGAACACAAUUCCUCCCCUUCUGUUAAGACUAUAAACUACACUGUAUGAGUAUGUGUACUGCAUGUUUACAUAAUACAGUUUAAUUUUGAAGGAUUAUUUUAAAAACUAUGUUUAUGUAUAAUACCUAACAAGCUGUAAAUAUUGUAUACUAUUGAUUUUUAAUUUUAUAUAAGCGAUUUUUUUAUUUCCCAAUUCAUGUACAAAUCUCACUGUGUAUAUAGCAUAAUUUCCUGGAGAACACAAAUUUUGCAGUGAACUUUAAUUAUUUUAAUUGUGGUAAGCAUCAGGUUAGCCUUAGGGAUGUUGGUCUUUAAGUUAUUUUUCACCACUCAUUUUCUUCAAAGGGCAGCAAUAAACAUAUGCAAGUUAUUUUUGACUAUAGAAAGUUGGUCUGCAAACACAAGAUCUAGGUUGCAAUUCAUUGCUUUAAAGAAAAGAUGCACAAUUAGUAUCAUCCAUUGUCUCACCACAGGACCGUUUCUGAGGUCCGUGUGUCUCUCUCCUCUUUGUAAUAUACAGGGUGAACUCUCUCCUGACACACACAAGACAACUGUUAACAGUGAAUCCAGCACUUAAAUGUCAUUACACAGAAUUUAUUGGAUUAAAAAUUUGUAAUAUACAGUAUUUUAAUAAAAUUUCUGUAUUCAAUUUCAUGCACUUAUAUAUAAAUAAACCUGUCUUUAAAAGCUUUA
Molecule: messenger RNA, 8249 nt
Organism: Nyctereutes procyonoides (raccoon dog)
Lineage: Eukaryota; Metazoa; Chordata; Mammalia; Carnivora; Canidae
Gene: TMEM170B
Product: transmembrane protein 170B
Exons: 3
Coding region: 42-650 (202 amino acids)
Biological process (GO): negative regulation of canonical Wnt signaling pathway
Cellular component (GO): plasma membrane
Source: RefSeq, a predicted model, not a curated record